Molecule: messenger RNA, 135 nt
Organism: Acaulospora morrowiae
Lineage: Eukaryota; Fungi; Glomeromycota; Glomeromycetes; Diversisporales; Acaulosporaceae
Source: the annotation of a GenBank genome assembly
AAUUUCCUUAUCUCUUUACAUGAAACGACGAUGGACGCGAUGCAGUAUAGCAAGCUAAGAAGCCUUCUACAAGGAAGAGAAAUGCCAGAAAGUAUGACUAGUCGGGACAAACAACGGUUGCUUGAAAAGAGUUGA